AUGGGCGAGGACAAGAAGGAGAAGCCGGGCAAGGCUGACGGCGGCGACCACAAGAAGGACGCCGCGGCGCCGCCCCAGCCCAUCGUGCUCAAGGUCGACUUGCAUUGCGCCGGCUGCGCCACCAAGGUUAAGCGGGCCAUCAAGAACGCCCCUGGCGUGGAGUCGGUUAAGACUGAGACGGCGGCAAACAAGGUGGUCGUCACCGGCGCGGCGGACGCGGCCGAGAUCAAGGAGCGCAUCGAGGCCAGGACCAAGAAGCCCGUUCAAAUCGUCUCCGCCGGAGCCGCAUCGCCCAACAAGGACAACAGGGACAAGGACAAGGACAACAAGGCCGGCGCCGGCGAUAAGCCGGAGAAAGAGAAGAGCAAGGCAGCAGACAAGGAGAAGGGCGGUGGCGGUGCCGGUGCUGAGAAAAAAGAGAAAAAGGUGGAAGCCGCCGACAAGCCCAAGGAGGAGGAGAAGAAACCAAAGGAGCCCAAAGAGGUUCGUCCCUGGGCUACUGAGACCGUGACGCUCAAGAUCAGGCUGCACUGCGACGGCUGCAUCGACCGCAUCAAGCGCCGCGUCAACAAGAUCAAAGGAGUGAAGGAAGUGACGGUGGACGCUGCCAAGGACCUGGUGAAGGUGACUGGCACCAUGGACACAGCCGCCCUGCCGGGCUACCUCAGGGACAAGCUCAGUCGGCCGGUGGAGGUGGUCACCCCCGGCAAGAAGGACGGCGACAAGGAAGACGACGGCGAGAAGAAGAAGGACAAGGGCGCUGGCGCUGGCGAUGGCGGCGAAAAGAAGAAGGACGGCGGUGGCGGCGGCGAGGACAAGAAGGACAAGUCCGCGGCGUCCGUGGCGCCGAUGCCCAUGGCGGACCCGAGCAUGUACCAGAUGCCCCCACAGUACGGCUACAUGCCGUACCCCCCGGCGCCCGUCGGCUACUACGGCGCGGCGCCGCCGCCGCCGAACCCCGGCUUCUACCCGAACGCCGGGCCCCAGUACCCGUCGCCCUACGCGACGUACCCCGCCCACGCGCCCCAGAUGUUCAGCGACGAGAACCCCAACGCCUGCUCCGUCAUGUGA
This is a messenger RNA of Triticum turgidum subsp. durum (durum wheat), 1071 nucleotides long. Lineage: Eukaryota; Viridiplantae; Streptophyta; Magnoliopsida; Poales; Poaceae. The record is from the annotation of a GenBank genome assembly.